UUUAAAUCCUGACCCUAACCAGAGCUGGAGGAAAAGAAAACAACCUAAUUGUUUUUCAAGGCGUGAGGAUGAGGAAAAAUCGUGAAGUUCGAAAAACCCAUGAACCCAUGUUCUCUGCAGCUCACCGCUGAAAAGUUCCAGGCUGGUCUCCAUUUACCCGCAGCUGUGUUGUGCACGUUCUGGACACAGUCGCUGACUCUGUCCGCUGGAAGGCAGGCGGGUGACGGUGAGCUGCCUCUGAGGAGAGAAGAAGCGGGGGGGAAAGUGAAACGAAGGCUCCAUAACCACAUCGCAGUGCCCAGCGCUCACCGACACACACCACAGGGAGAGAGGCCCCGGCUCUAUCGCUUCCAGGCAGCGGCGGCAGCAGCAGCAGCUCAGCGGCGGCGGAGGAGGCAGCUCAGCGGACACAGCCAUGGCUAACAUCGCGGUCCAGCGGAUCAAGCGGGAGUUUAAAGAAGUUCUCAAGAGCGAGGAGACGAGUAAAAACCAGAUCAAAGUAGAUCUGGUGGACGAGAACUUCACGGAGCUGCGGGGGGAGAUCGCAGGUCCUCCAGACACACCGUACGAAGGUGGCAGAUAUCAGCUUGAAAUAAAAAUCCCAGAAACUUAUCCUUUUAAUCCACCAAAGGUGCGUUUCAUCAGUAGGAUCUGGCACCCGAAUAUCAGUUCUGUGACGGGAGCUAUAUGUCUGGACAUUUUAAAAGACCAGUGGGCAGCUGCGAUGACGCUGCGAACAGUGCUGUUGUCUCUACAGGCUCUACUUGCUGCGGCGGAACCAGACGACCCACAGGAUGCAGUAGUAGCCCAUCAGUAUAAGCAGAACCCAGAAAUGUUCAAACAGACUGCGAGACUGUGGUCUCACUUCUACGCUGGUGCUCCCGUCCCCAAUCCUGAAUACACCCGUAAAAUAGACAAACUCUGUGCCAUGGGCUUUGAUAAGAAUGCAGUAAUAGCGGCCUUGUCCUCAAAAUCCUGGGACGUGGAAACGGCGACAGAGCUCCUCCUCAGCAAUUGAGAUCCAGCCAGGUGUGAGGAUCCCAAACAAACUCCUGUCUUUACAGCAUCAGCUCCUCCCCGGCACAUUCCACCAUUGCCUUUUUUUUUUUUUUUGAUUGCACAGACAGCACCCUAUUUGCCACAGCAGUACUCUGAACCUACUUUUACAGCAAGUUUGUUCACUUACAAACUCAACACCGGUAGUAACACAAUCGCCAAUAUGCUCACCACACUGUUGCCUGUCUGAUCCCAUGUGUUCAGAUACAUUUUCAACAGACGUUUAGUCUUCCAUGCCCUUUAGUCAUAUCAGCUCUGAAGCAUCUUGAAAUUUCUUUUACACAAAUGUGUUUUCCAUAAUAUUGCAAAGAGUAACUGCCUCUUUUUCGGGGUAAAAACUGAAGGAAAUCCUGCAUACUGCUCUCACAGUACAUCAACAUUUUAGUCCUUAGGCAGAAGUCACACCUUGUGUUUGAUUAUUCUCUCUUUUGGACUUUUAAUACUGUAAAGGUCUAGCUGGAUGUAAAGUCACUUGACUGGAGUGUUCUGCACGAGCAGUGUAUCAGAGAUGCUUCAAUCAUCUGCAGAGAUUUGGAUGUUCCCACUUUGUUCUUCUGCAAAAGUAAAGAGAGAUCACACCCAGACAUCCUCACACAUACACAGAAGAAAAAAAGUUAUCUGUAAAUAGACGCGUGUAAAUUUGAAAAUACAAUGGGGAUAUACUUUUUUUUUUCUUACAUGGCAUUGUAAAACAAAUUAUUUUAAAUAUAAACUAUGCCUAGUUUACAGUUAUAUGGAAGAGACAUCUUUUUAUGCUUUUGUGACCCAUGAGAAAUCCCUCUGUCUUGUUUCUUUAAAGAUUGUUUUGAAGUGGCACAGCCAAAAAUCCUGACCCUAACGGGACGGGAGGUAACAGCCAGCUCCGGCAGUAAAGGUCGUUAGGUGUCACCUUCUCUGCUACGCCACAAUCCAACCUUUUUGUUGAUCUUUUAUCGUCCUAGCAUGUUCUAUGCUGCCUUUGUAUUUAGUUUGGCUACUUGAUGUGAUGGGACUUUGGGGUUGAAAUGGCAAGACUCUUUCUGAUCUCCGGAAAGAGACACCUGGAACCUCUGCACACCACCGCUCAAGCACACCCGGUUUGGCGUGUGUCGUGUAGGGAAGCAAAGCCUCCUCUGGGGUAUGUUGCUAGAAUAAAAAUCUCUCCUGCUCUGAACCGAUGCAUCCGACACACUACAAGAAGAAAUGUGUCCGAAUGUCAGUAACGAUUUGAGUUUGCGAUGCAGUUUGUUUUUUCAGUGCUGUCAGUUUCAACCAUAGGCACACAGUAAGGGUUUUGCUCACCCUCUCAGCUGUGAGGGGAGGAGCUUUAUCACUCAAACAAAUCUAGGCGAUAUAUUGAGGCAAUAUAGGUGUCGCCCUAUAUUCCCUGACAUGCUUUACAACAGUCAAAUCAAAUAAUCAUGGAGGGUUGUCUUUUACUGAUGUCUGAGUCGUACAAGAGGCUGGAACUCCUCUGUUCUGCACAGUAUUUUCACACAUUUGAUUUGAGGUACAAGAACUGUAAAUGAAAGCAUAGUAUAGAAAAGUGGGGCAUUGGUGCAUCCUCACACCGUUUUUUUUAUUUAAAAAUAAAAAUCAUCUUUUUGCUUGACCUCCAGCUCAGUCCCUACCAACACAGCAGCAUACGACAGCAACACUUUGAGUUAAUCGUGCGAUCAUCUCAUUCGACGUCCAACGAGUUUUCAGGCCAGAAACCAAAAAAAAUGCAUCAUGGUCAAAGGGUAGAAUGCACACCAUCUCCUUUUACUUGUAAAUAGUCAGAUCCUUGAUAAAGAGCCGUCCCGUUAUCACUCGAGCGCACCAUCGAUGGCUGGAUCUAUAUUUUGUACGAAAAAGAAAGGACAAAAAGAGACCCCCUCUCCACCUCCCCGGUGUUCUCACUAUGUACAAUAUUGCACGAUGACUGCAUAAAAAAAAAAGGGGCUGUUGCAUCUCAGUUUCUCCAUUUGGAUUGAGACUUAUUUUCCUUUUUUGUUUCCUUGGAAGCAAGCAUCAGCAGUAUAAAAAAAAGCAUGGUUAUUUAUUGUGACGGUGUCAUGUUUCUUUGAUUAAAAAAAGUGGAAAAUCAA
Hippoglossus stenolepis (Pacific halibut) is the source of this 3125-nucleotide messenger RNA. It is a transcript of the gene ube2kb, whose product is annotated as ubiquitin-conjugating enzyme E2Kb (UBC1 homolog, yeast). The transcript is spliced from 7 exons. Lineage: Eukaryota; Metazoa; Chordata; Actinopteri; Pleuronectiformes; Pleuronectidae. The record is from RefSeq and is a predicted model, not a curated record. Gene Ontology annotation, biological process: protein polyubiquitination; proteasome-mediated ubiquitin-dependent protein catabolic process. Bases 416 to 1018 code for a protein of 200 amino acids. Gene Ontology annotation, molecular function: ubiquitin conjugating enzyme activity; protein binding. Gene Ontology annotation, cellular component: nucleus.